ACACCUACUGUUGUUACCUACAACAUCUUGAUUCAUUGUUACUGUAAGAGAAAAAGGAUAGAUGAGGCAAUGCGGCUUCUUGAUGAAAUGCCUUGCAAAGGUUUGAUGCCUGAUGAUUUUACUUAUAGUUCUCUUAUGCGUGGCUUGUGUAAAGCAAAGAGCCCUUGGGCUGCACAUAAGUUUUUCCAGGACUUGCGAGCUAGUGGCUAUUCUCCCAAUGUGGCGGCGUACUCGGUUUUGAUAGAUGGCUUUUGUAAGCAUAUGUGUCUUGAUAUGGCGCUGGAUCUAUUUCGUGAAAUGCAAAAGAAAUUAUUGAAGCCUAACCUUAUUGUUUAUAGUACUCUAAUUGAUGGUAUGUUCAAAGCUGGAAAGGUUAAAGAUGCAAAGGAAUUGUUUUCUAGACUUUCCAUGGAAGGGUUGCAUCCUGAUGUUUGCACAUACAAUAUAAUGGUCAAUGGACUUAGUAAAGAAGGAUUACUUGAUGAAGCAUUGAAGGUGUUUAGGAAAAUGGAAGGGAAUGGUUGCUUACCAAACAGUUGCUCUUAUAACGUGAUUAUCCAAGGAUAUCUCCGAAUCAAAGAUUUGUCAAUGGUAACAAAACUAAUUGAUGAAAUGGUUGGCAAGGGGUUUUCUGCAGAUGCCACUACUGUGGAGUUGGUAGUAAAUGAUGAUCUGCUUGUAAAAAAGCUUUAUCCUGCUUGUAAAAAAGCUUUUGAGCUGCUCAAAAAAGUUCUCAAAAGGUGA
Jatropha curcas is the source of this 744-nucleotide messenger RNA. The record is from RefSeq and is a predicted model, not a curated record. Lineage: Eukaryota; Viridiplantae; Streptophyta; Magnoliopsida; Malpighiales; Euphorbiaceae.